AAAAGAAACUUAUGAAAAUUUACGUUGCUAUGGGAGACCCAGGAUGAGGCUGUUGCGUUGUGGCAACAGGUCAUAGUUACGGCGCCAUUCAGUUGUGAACGGACGUGCAAAAUUUUCUCUGCGAUAAAACUGAAAAAUGACAAUGAAACGACGACUUUCAAUGGAGGAUUCUUGUACAGAACUGGAUGCUAUGGCAAAAAGAAGGAAAAUUAGCCGAGGAAAGAAGGCCGGGAGGAAACAUCGUCCUCACCCGUCCAUCGCCUCGUCCCAAGUCAGUUUUGAAAGUGAACAGUGUAUGUCUACAAAUACUAGUAACUGCUAUAGUGAGGCUGCGGACAAAACUGUUACUGGGGACUUUGCGUGCCUUCAGAAAGUAUGUGACACAGAAACUGUUAUAAGUGAAGUUCCAGUUUCGGAACCAUCUGCUGCUGACACACUUUGUGCAGACACUCUCUCACACAUUGACUUUUUGGGAGAAUUCGAUGACUUGAGUAGUGUUUAUGCUCUAUCGGAACUGUCUCCAAAAGAUCCGCCUUACGAUGUUGUAAUGGAUGGCUCUUCCUUGUAUCUCGUGGGCCUGCAAAACCAGGUGUACAUAUCCAUGGUUCCGGAGCCGCCCAAUUCAGACAGACAAAUGUUCUGCACGGUGAAGCAGGAUACUGACCAUUUUCAUCAGCACGGAGACAACAUCAACUAUUUGCAACAGUCCAAGUCUUUUCCUGAUAAAAUGAAGGAAAGGAUUGAGAACUGGUAUUAUGCGACCAUGGAUGUUGCUCACGGAGAGGCUCAUGAUCAUCAGCUGGAAUUCCCUUCUCACACGUUGGAAUGGUCAGAGGGAGUGACAUUCAGCCAUGAGUGCAAGUGGGAGCUUGAAUACCAUGAGCCAAACACUAACAUGUUCAGUUUCUAGAGAGGAGGUUUUUCGAGUAAUCCCGAGUGUGUUCAAAGACUGUGAUAGACAAUUUUGACUCGGCUGAGUCACUGAUAUGAUAUCUGAGACCCAUUUAUGGGUCUCUGUUUUUAAUUUAAAUCAUGCAUGUUUUACCAAUUUGUCAUGUUUUAAGCACGAGGUUCGACAGCCUAUUCAUGUCAUUUUUAUUCAUUUUGCAUGUCUGACAAGCUCUUAUUAACAAAAAGUAUGUGGUCAUAAUAGCCAGUUGAUGACAAAGAGACGCUGCAAAACAAUGCAAUGCCAAACAGAGGAAAAUAUACAACAGUAUAAGAUGGAGAGUUACAUUACAAUCUUAAAUACUGGUCAAAAUACUCUUUCUGCGGCCGAUUUUCCAGACACGAGUAAUUUUUUGAAUAAUUAGCAGUGAAGUCUGAAAAUAAAAUGGAUGUCAGAAUAUAUCUCCAUUCUCUAAACAUGCUUUUUUAACGAACUUCAGGCAUAUGUCUAUCUAUGAUAUAGAGACUCACGUUCUUUUACUUUUACAUAGUAACUUCAUGCGUCUCGUUGAGAUAAAUGUGGAUGAAAUUUGAUAUUAAGGCCUAGAUACCUCUUGCAUCUGCAUGUUUUAAUUACUUGUAAAUAUUUGAUUAAUAUAAUAAACUUAAUAUUGAC
Messenger RNA from Saccostrea cuccullata (small rock oyster), 1564 nucleotides. RefSeq lists its product as uncharacterized. Lineage: Eukaryota; Metazoa; Mollusca; Bivalvia; Ostreida; Ostreidae. The transcript has 6 exons. The record is from RefSeq and is a predicted model, not a curated record. The coding region runs from base 137 to 910 and encodes 257 amino acids.